AUGAAUGGAAAGUCAGAAGACAACUGGCAAAACCCAGCCAUCUGUGUGCUGGAGAUCAGCGUGUUCAGCAUGGUGUCCAAGGACAUCACGAGAAAUGUAGUCGACUACAUCUCCACCUUGGCCUGGAAGAACAAAAUCAUCAUCCAGCGCUUUCAUCAGCCCACCUGCCUUGAACAGAUAUCUGCCAUUGAGCACUACAGAAGCCUGGGUGUGUUGUUUAAGAGGUGCACCCUGUUACUGCCCACAAAGGAAAGGUUAAAGUUUAUCUUUGGCAGGUUUUCACAGAUUCCCUGCUUCAUGUUGGAGCAGUGUCCAACACCAGACUGCAUUGGUUUCUACAGCUGCGGGGUCUUUCUCCAGACACUGAUUGCGGGGUGGGACGAGCUGGAGUGCCACAGAGUGUUCAACUUCCUUUGUGACCUGACAAACCUGCAGCAGAAAAUUGAAGCGGUAAUCACUGCCAAACCAGGGACGAGGGGCCACCAAGAGCUGCAGCUUCGUCUGUUCUGCCGUCGGGUUCUGUUGGACCCGCGGCCGUGCCACUUAGAGUAUCGGUUCUGGCUCAUGCAACUCCUGAAGCCGUGGCCCAUGGUCAGCCAGGCUCACUUGCUGUUCAUCCUCUAUGGACCCCUGCGGCCUGAGGGCACCCUCGGCUGGCAGGACCUGGUGGAGAGGGGGCUGCCUCACGCUGCUCUGUGGGAUCUGGCGAAGGCCCUCCUCAUGCUUUUCAGCAAAGCAGAAGUCAAAGGCUGGACCACUGACUCGACGCUGGCAAUCUUUGAGGAGCUCACUGUCAUUCCUCAACCGUGGCACGUGGAGAACAUCGCUCGUCUCUUGGUGCUGUGCGGCAGCAAAGUCUGCUACACGGUUCUGGCCAGCAAGGCUGUCAGUGGACGACUCCUCGACAUCUCAAGACUCAUCGUGUACAUCGUACUGGUGUGCGAGAAGGACGGCUACCACAUGAGCUGGGCGGUGAAGCUGGUGCAGCAGAUCACCAACGUCUUCAGCACAGUUCCCGAGAAGUUGUUCUUCAUCCAGCAGCUGGAGAACAUGUUUUCAGGGGUCACUCGGGAAUUCUUUGAAGUUUCUGUUGCAGGGAACCGCUUUGAGGACAGAGAGACUUUCCAGACCCUGUGCGUCCUCCUGGACUCCAGCGCUCGCUUCCACACCAGCUUCAUCCACAUGUUUCUCAGACAGGAAUUACACACAUUAAACGAGAUGUGA
Messenger RNA from Stegastes partitus (bicolor damselfish), 1224 nucleotides. Its product is annotated as F-box only protein 47. NCBI's taxonomy places the organism in Eukaryota, Metazoa, Chordata, Actinopteri, Pomacentridae. The transcript has 10 exons. The record is from RefSeq and is a predicted model, not a curated record. The coding region runs from base 1 to 1224 and encodes 407 amino acids.